UCUAAUGGGUAUUUUCUUUUUCUUAGCCCUGCCCCUGAAUUGUCAGACGGCGUCUGCCUCUGAAGUUAGCAGUGAUUUCCUUUAGAGCCUGGCCUUAUCUCCGGCUGCACGUUGCCUGUUGGUGACUAAUAACACAAUAACAUUGUCUGGGGCUGGAAUAAAGUUGGAGCUGUUUACCCCCACUCUAUAGGGGUUCAAUAUAAAAAGCCGGCGGAGAGCUGUCCAAGUCAGACGCGCUUCUGCAGCGGCGCUGGGGCUGGAGCUGCGAGAGUCCCGAGUCUCCGCGCUGUCCCCGCACGCCACCGCGGCGCGUGUCCUCAGACUGCUCCGCCGCCCUCUCUCUUGGCAGAAGCCUCGUUUUCUCGCCAUUUGACUACAAGCUAACUUUGAGAUCUGAACAACCAGAAGCACUUGGAGGGAACUGAAGUUGUUUUUUUGUUCCUUCUCCUUUGGGGUCGGUUUGCAGAGCAGGUUUUUGAUCCCCUUUUUCAGAAUGGAUUAUUUCCUCAUAAUCUUCUCUCUGCUGUUUGUGGCUUUCCAAGGAGCUCCAGAAACAGCUUUGGGCGCUGAGCUCAGCACGGGUGCUGAGAACGAAGGGGGCGGCCCCUCGCCCAGUGCGCCCUGGCGGCCCCGCCGGUCCAAGCGCUGCUCCUGCUCGUCCUUGAUGGAUAAGGAGUGUGUCUACUUCUGCCAUCUCGACAUCAUCUGGAUCAACACUCCCGAGCACAUUGUUCCAUAUGGACUGGGAAGUCCUUCCAGGUCAAAGCGAUCCUUAAAGGAUUUAUUUCCUACCAAGGCAGCAAACCCCAGAAAUAGAUGCCAAUGUACUAGCCAAAGAGACAAGAAGUGCUGGAAUUUCUGCCAAGCAGAAAAAGAACUCAGGGCCCAAGACACUAUGGAGAAAGGCUGGAACAACCCCAAGAAAGGAAACGAUUGUUCCAAGCUUGGAGGGAAGUGCAUUCAUCAGUGGCUGGUGGAAGGAAGAAAACUAAGAAGGUCGGAGGCCAUCAGCAACAGCAUCAAAACGUCUUUUCGGAUCGCGAAGCUAAAAGCUGAGCUCUACAGAGAGAAGAAAGUGAUGCACAACCGAACGCACUGACUACAGGCCUCUGGGGCCUGUCUGAAGACAUCGCGCGAUUAGAGACCACGGGGCCAAGGCUGCACUCUGGCUGCAGGGGCUGGGAUCACAGCAAGGGCACCUCCCUGCUUAGACCUUGUCUUGUUCCAGGCCCGCCAAGGACUGACGUUGACAUUCUUGUUCUAAACAUUCCAAGAAAGGUUAAGGAGUCCCCCCAGUCUAUCUUCGUUUGCUUCCAUCAGUGGUAACUGCUUUUAGUCUGUCCUCCUUUAGUGAUGACAGUGGACGACUCAGAGAGACAGAGUGCCAUGUGCUUUAGGGUAGCAUCCCCCGGGGGAGGGCAAUGAGAUUCCACACAGGGGUGGAGUUUCUGAAGUGGCCCCCCUGAAGGAAGUGUUUGUGUCUGACUCAGGCGUCUGGCGCAUUUCAGGGAGCAACUCCAAAUUUCCACGCAAAGAUUUUCUACGGAAUGCACAAAUUGAAAACACUUGAAGGACAGAUACUCGAGUGGAAAAAAAAGAUGAAAAAGACUCUGUUUUUUCAUUCCUAAAAAUGUAAAACGGAAAGAAACUGUUACUACUGUAAAUCGGGAUGUGUUUCAUGGAUACCAGUCUACCUCACCAGUAUUGCACUCUGGCGGAAAUAUGUCACCACCUGGUUUUUUGCCUUUAAUUAUUGCCAUCCCAAACUCUUCCCCCUCCUGCAAUCCCCUCCCAGUAACCCCCAUAGUGAAUCCUAGCCUCAUAAAAGUCUGGUCUAACAUGUCAGAGGUAGGUAUGACAUUUUCAUGGUAACCUACUAACUCUAAUCCAUGAAAGGAAAAUCAUUGAAUCAGGUGAUCUCCUUCCCCUGACUUUUGGAAACGCAACGGUAUAGGGUUGUUCAUGAAAGACAUAGAAAAGUAAAUGCGGCUUAUGCUUUCAAUUAAUAGAAUUAUUUUCCUUUAUGUAACUGGCUAAUGGAAGAGGCUGGAUUAAAUUUUGAUGUAAUUAUUUUUUUAUAGAUAUUUAUAUUCAAACAAUUUAUUCCUUUAUAUUUACCAUGUUAAAUAUAUGUCUGGGCAGGCCAUAUUGGUCCAUGUAUUUUUUUAAAAUGUAUUUCUGAAUGAAAUUGGAAAAAAAAUGCUUUUUUUGCCUGUCAAGGUAAUGACUUCAGAAAAUAAAUAUUUUUCCCUACAGUACUGAUGUUGUUUGGACUUCCUAAGGAGCGGGCUAAGGUGGUAAGAAUUAUGAAGGGAAAUGAUUAAAGAUGGCUUCAUGGAGAGCGGACGAUGAAAGGGAAAAUGGUCUAAGCUAAUUAAAAAAGGAGCUUGAUCUGUAUCUUAAAAGUUGUUUUUAGAUUGCAUUAAGGUUAAAAAAACACAAAAACACAGCCUUAAUACCUCCAUCAUCCCCUAUAUAACAGCUUCCUUCUUUUUCACUUGAAAACUAUCCAGGGACUCCAUCCAUUUACUUCCUUAGGCUUUAAGCUGAUGGUGUAGUGAGAGGUGCUUUCUCCAUACUAAUGGAUUAAAGAAAGCAACAGAAAGACCCUCCCCCACAAAUGUCCCUAAUUAGACACAGUUCCACCCUAGAGUUGCUUUUAGAAAAUGGCCCGCUCAGAGCUGGUAGGCAAUUCCAACAUCUUUUUAUUUACUCAAAUGAAGACUUUUGUGUAUGAAGGAACAUGGCAUACCAUUGUUUCUUUGUGAUAGCUCAGGACCGGGCACAUGACCAUGGAGGCAGGGAUCCCCAAAACAACCUACCAGGUACAAAUUCUAGGUCACCUGUGUGGCUGAACCAGCUUCCUCUCCACUUCCCCCUGCCUUGGCUGACCUUGCCAACCCAUCAGAGAAUAUAGUAUUGUGACUGGAUGCUACCAACAGAAGCCUGCAACAGCUUGAUCAGCG
This is a messenger RNA of Loxodonta africana (African savanna elephant), 2966 nucleotides long. It is a transcript of the gene EDN1, whose product is annotated as endothelin 1. Lineage: Eukaryota; Metazoa; Chordata; Mammalia; Proboscidea; Elephantidae. Gene Ontology annotation, molecular function: endothelin B receptor binding; hormone activity; endothelin A receptor binding. Gene Ontology annotation, cellular component: extracellular region. Gene Ontology annotation, biological process: intracellular calcium ion homeostasis; vein smooth muscle contraction; regulation of systemic arterial blood pressure by endothelin. Bases 494 to 1099 code for a protein of 201 amino acids. The transcript has 5 exons. The record is from RefSeq and is a predicted model, not a curated record.